Messenger RNA from Pseudomyrmex gracilis, 5067 nucleotides. RefSeq names its product lethal(2) giant larvae protein homolog 1 (gene l(2)gl). Gene Ontology annotation, biological process: regulation of Notch signaling pathway; regulation of establishment or maintenance of cell polarity; cortical actin cytoskeleton organization. NCBI's taxonomy places the organism in Eukaryota, Metazoa, Arthropoda, Insecta, Hymenoptera, Formicidae. The transcript has 15 exons. The coding region runs from base 702 to 4262 and encodes 1186 amino acids. Gene Ontology annotation, cellular component: plasma membrane; cortical actin cytoskeleton; cytoplasm. The record is from RefSeq and is a predicted model, not a curated record. Gene Ontology annotation, molecular function: syntaxin binding; GTPase activator activity; myosin II binding.
GACAGACGCGAGCAAGCGACGUGGAGAGACCGCGCGCCUUCGUGUCCGUGCGUUUCGAUGGUGGUUCUGCGUUCCGUUUGCGUAUCUCGCACGUUUCCUCACGUCCGACGGUGCAUCGAAGGAAAAAUACUCGGCGCCACGAUCGCGCGUCUCCGAAUUUGGCCCAGCAACGCGCGCAAGAAAGGAUAUUCCCGUGAACGUUAGUGAACGCGCCGGAGCACAUCUGCACACACGGCGAUAUACCGCGAGCUGACACAUCGCGAUCUCCCGAGCGCAUCGGGCCGCGCCGCGAGUGAGAGAGAGAGAGAGAGAGAGACAGAGAGACAGAGAGAACAAGCGUCCGAGCGGGAAAAGUCGCGGCGCGAAAGAGAGGGACAGGAAUAUUGUAUAUGUGUGCGUGAGAUUGUUGUGUGCGUGUGUGUCAGACGUGUAUCCGAGGUGCUCGCUUGCGCGCGCGUCACCGAGAAAGCAAGCACACACUCCGACUCGAAACAAAUAACCCGGCGACGUAACCGCCGGCAUCCCCGGCGGUCGUUCAUUCAAGAAUGCAUUAAUUACGCGCGACCGGCAGUUAUUAACCAGCCGUGCGUGCGUGCGUGUUGUGUGUGUCCGACGAGCCCGCGAUACACCACCCUCCUCGUGGUGCAUUAUUACGGGGAAAGAGAGAGAGAGAGCGCGCGACGCCGUGACCGGAGUCGAAGAUGCUCAAGUUCAUCAGGGGGAAGGGCCAGCAGCCCACGGCCGAGAGGCAGAAGCUGCAGAAGGAUCUCUUCGCUUUCAGGAAGACUGUGCAACAUGGUUUCCCGAACAAACCGACCGCUCUCGCCUGGGAUCCGAGCCUGCGGCUGAUGAUCAUCGGCACGGCAUCCGGCGCCAUCAAGGUUUUCGGAAGACCGGGUGUGGAGUUCUAUGGACAACAUUCCGUCGAGAGCGGCGAGAAUGCCGUCACGAAGAUCGUCGCGCUCCCAAACGAGGGUCGCGUGGUGUCCUUGUGCGACGACAACUCCCUACAUUUGUGGGAAAUCAAUGAGAGUUCUCUGGUGGAGACGAAGUCGUUGUCGUUGGAGGGCAAGCUGAAGAAAAUCUCAGCGAUGUGUCUCGAAUCCAGCGGGGAGCAUCUUCUAUUGGGUACCGAAGGGGGCAACAUCUAUUUGCUCAACUUGAAGACUUUUGUCAUGCCGGACAAUAUUAUCUAUCAGGACGUUGUGAUGCAGAACGUCCCGGAGGAUUACAAGAAAAAUCCGGGAGCAGUCGAAGCCAUAGCCGAGCAACCAGGACAUCCGGACAACAUUCUGAUCGGUUAUAACCGUGGCCUGAUGGUGCUGUGGAACAAAGCCACACCUGGGGCCCAGCAGCUGAUGGGUUUGUUUUCGGGUGCGCAGACAUUCGUCUCUACGCAACAGCUGGAAUCGGUCCACUGGAUAUCAGAGAAUCGCUUCGUCUCGUCGCACAACGACGGUUCAUACGCCUUUUGGAGCCCGGGCAGCGACGCCGUGCCAGAACCCACGACGCUUUACGGACCGUUCCCGUGCAAAGCCAUCACCAAGAUUCUUGUGUAUCCCACAGCGGAACAAGGCGAGCUUCUCUUGUUCUCUGGUGGUAUGCAACGCGCCAGUUACGGAGACCGACACACCAUCACCGUUAUGACCAAGAACAAGCAUUUAGUUUUCGACUUCACAUCCAAAGUCAUCGACUUCUUCGUCGUAUUCUCUAAAGAAGAAGAAGGGAACAACGAGAAUCCCGUCAAUCCAGAAGCGCUCAUAGUAUUGGCCGAAGAAGAACUCGUAGCCAUCGAUUUGACUAAUCCCGACUGGAAGAUGAUGGCACUGCCUUAUCUGGUGUGUCUCCAUGCGAGUGCGGUGACCUGCUCCCAACAUGUACCUAAUGUUCCCGAAGAGCUCUGGGAUGCGAUCGUGGCGGCCGGUAAGUCGCAGACAGAGCAUUUGUACUCGGACAAGUCAUGGCCCAUCGAUGGCGGUAACAUCCUCUGCCAAAAGCCGGCAAAUCCCGACAAGCCCAAGAGCAAAGAGCUUCUGCUCACCGGUCACGAGGACGGCAGCGUGAGAUUCUGGAACGCGUCCGACGUCGCUCUAACUCCUCUGUACAAGUACAACUCGUCGAUUUUGUUUGCCGGCGAGCACCUGGACGUUCUCGAGCAACCGCCGGAGGAUGAUGAGGACGAAUGGCCGCCGUUCAAGAAGGUGGGGAUCUUCGAUCCGUGUUCCGAUGAUCCGCGGCUCGCUGUGAAGAAGGUACUUCUGUGCCCGUUGUCGUCCACAAUGGUGAUCGCCGGUACAGCCGGUCACAUCAUCACCGCAAUCAUCUCCCCGGAAGCGACCAACAAGGAGAUAAAGGCCGUCACAAUGAACAUCGUCAACGAUCGCGACGGAUUCGUGUGGAAGGGUCACGAUCACCUGCCGCCGAGAACGGCCAGUAUAUCGUUCGCGAUCGGAUUUCAGCCCCAGAAUCUUCUCCAGCUGUAUCCACCGGCUGCGGUUACGGCGCUGGCUUUGCAUAGCGAGUGGGGACUUCUCGCUGCCGGCACCGCGCACGGACUCGCAGUUUUUGAUUAUACUAGGUCAAAAGCCGUUAACGUCAAGUGUACGCUCAAUCCGAACGAUCUUUUUGGUUCGGGAGACACACCCAUCUCCCGGCGGAAAUCGUUCAAAAAAUCUCUUAGGGAAUCUUUUAGGAGAUUGAGAAAAGGACGUUCGCAGCGCCGGACGAAUACAAACAGCCCGACGGGAAAUCCUGCGUCGGAAAAGAAGAAAGACAAUCCCAGUGUCGCUUCUUCACCGAGCGGCGAUCUGUCAGCAGUAGAAUUGAAACCAGUCGAAAGACAAGUGGAAGCUAGGCCCGUUGAUGACGCUCUAGGCUCUAUGGUUCGAUGCUUGUACUUUGCCAGAAGUUACAUUAUUAGCCUACAAAAUACGACACCUACACUUUGGGCCGGUACCAACAACGGCACGGUUUACGUCUUCACGUUGGCUAUACCGGCCGGCGUGAGGAGAACGGAGGAGGAUGUCAACUGCACACUUGGCAAAGAAAUUCAACUGAAACAUCGAGCGCCCGUAAUCGCGAUCACGAUUCUCGACGGCUCCAGCGUGCCGCUGCCGGAAUCCUACGAGGCCGAGAAAGGCGUCGCGCCCGGACCCGACAUGACCUCUCCGCAUCGAGUCGUAAUCGCUAGCGAGGAACAGUUCAAGAUCUUCAAUCUUCCGUCCCUGAAGCCGCAUUGCAAGUACAAAUUGACCGCCCACGAGGGAUCGAGAGUGCGUAAAACCGGCUUCGCCAAAUUCUCGUGUCAAGUCGAGCCAGCGGGAACUCACGAGGAAACUUGCCUGCUGUGCCUCACGAAUCUUGGCGACUGUCUGGUGCUGAGCAUACCGGAAUUGAGAAGACAACUGAACGCUGCUGCGAUCAAACGAGAGGAUAUUAAUGGUAUCUCUUCUUUAACGUUCACGAAAGCCGGUGAAGCGUUGUAUCUUCAUUCGAGCUCGGAGCUCCAACGAAUUUCUCUCUCGACCUCUAAAGUGACGAAGGCGCAUUGCGCGCUCAAUUUACCGCCGCAUGCCAGAGCGGAGAACGUCAAUGAAGUUGCGCAUGAGGAGGGUGUUGUCGAAGGUGCGGCCGAAAAUGAGGGAGAGACACAAGGAAGUCAACCGCCAACAGCAGCGAACAGAGUUAUCACAGAAAAUGGCGUUGUGGGUGCCACUGGGGAAGAAGAAUCACCGAAGGAGCCGUCGUUGCGACCAGCCACGAGUAGUAUAGACGUGAACGGUGACGAUGACCGUCAGGACUUAAGUUCCAUUGGAGACAUCACGAUCGACAGUGUUAAAGACCAUUUGCUUAACAGUUCACUUUUUAGAAACGCGACGUCUUCCGAGGAUCUCCACAAUCGUUUGGCAGGGCUCAAGAUGGAGGUAACCUCACGAACUUCCGAAGUAUCUACGCAGAAUCAAUCGUUGGUCGUGAAAACGACCACCGUGGUCACACAAACUACAAAUAGCACGACCACCAACGGCGAGGUUGAGACAAGUCAGGCGAACGAAACGCAACAUGUAAACAGCACUACGGUAGAGCGGGAGAUACGCAGCGGUAUCGAGACAACAACGACACACGCUACCAUCACUCUACCCCCGAACGUCGAGAUUAGUGCCGCGGAUUUGGCCAACCUGGAAGUCACCACGACCACAGUGACCACCACCACGGAAAGAUCCAAGGCGCCGUUGGCCAGGCCGGAGGAGGAAGUCGGUUCGUAGGCCUGUUUUCCAUAUCGUUUAUUCCAUGCUGACCACACGCAUCCGACUUGGCGCGCUCCUUAUACGGAGCCCAUCAAUAAUUAGUUACUUAAUAUAGACAAACGUGUACACACAAAGCGCGACGACGUAGGUAGGAUUUGUAUACCGUAGAUUUUUUUAAGAGAUCCAGAUUUCUACGCAUUUACAGCGCAUUAAUCACGCAGCGAAGGGUGAUUAAUUUUUAAGCAAAAAAUCCGUAUGCAUUUUAUCGAAACCUCGUAUAUCAGCCUCGAGUAAUCCGCUCGUGAACACGCUUCAGAGAUAAAUAAUUUUUGGAACGUGGAAAGAAAGUAAACAAUUUUUAACAAAAAGAAAACAGAAACUGUAGGCCUACAGAGUGUUUUACUCGCUGCGAAAGAGAACGAAUUCUCUUUAGCAGUUUUCCUCGCGAAAUAAAUUUUUAAACAAUUUAAUUACUGAUAAGAGAGUCGAGAUAUAUAAGUUCGACGGGGGGGGAAAAAAAAAAGAAAAAAUAGUGUGUGCCGUCUAAUUGUUGGCCGAGCGUCGAAGUUUUUAUCGCACUCUGUUUUUGGUUUUUACGUAGCCGAUUUUUUUUUAUAUUCGUUAAAAGACGUUAUUUGUGUUUUACAAGUAGGAUUGUUUUUAUUUACACGUGUUUGCAUGUACAUACAAGGCAUAUAUACAUAAAUUGGAUCGAUCUUGCGCACACUAGAUCGGUCUUGAAUGCUCUUAAAGAACGACGUGAUGUGUGUAUGUGUGUGUGUCUUGUACACAACCAGUAUAUAUAUAUAUAUAUAUAUAUAUA